This is a messenger RNA of Vitis riparia (riverbank grape), 1591 nucleotides long. RefSeq names its product F-box/FBD/LRR-repeat protein At1g13570-like. Bases 122 to 1378 code for a protein of 418 amino acids. The transcript has 4 exons. NCBI's taxonomy places the organism in Eukaryota, Viridiplantae, Streptophyta, Magnoliopsida, Vitales, Vitaceae. Gene Ontology annotation, molecular function: protein binding. The record is from RefSeq and is a predicted model, not a curated record.
UAGAUAAAAGUCCUAAUCUUAAAAAUUAGGAUUAUCGUCCGGGUAACAGAGAACCCCGUUCGCAUUGCGGCACAGUGCCUCUUCUUCACUCCAUGAAACAGGAGACUCAGUUAUCAUCAUAAUGAAGAGGCCAUGUGGUCCUCUAGAUAUAAUCAGUGACCUUCCAAACAAUAUAAUAGAGAACAUCCUAAUGCGCUUGCCCAUAUGUGAUGCAGUGGGAACAAGUAUUUUGUCGAAAAAGUGGAGGUACAAAUGGUUAACGCUUCCACAUCUUGUAAUUGACAAUGCAUUGGGAAAAAAAUUGUUGGGAAGACAACAAUCAGCCAAAAAUGAACUUGUGUCAGCUGUGUAUCAAGUCUUAUUACUUCACAAAGGACCCAUAGUUAAGUUUGUUCUGGAAGUUGAUGAAUUGGAAAGUUGUUCUGAUAUCGAUCAUUGGAUAAAUUUCCUAUCAAACCAUGAUAUUCAAGAAUUCACCCUUUCCCGUGCAAAGACUGAGCACUAUAAAUUGCCUUCUUAUUUUUUUACCUUUCUACAUCUCAGGCAUUUGAAACUCCGUGGUUGUGCAUUUAGGCCUCCACCUAGAUUCAAAGGAUUUAGUAAGCUUAUUAGCCUCCAGCUUGAAGACAUACUCAUGGAUGCUGAAACAUUUGGUAGUCUAAUCUCCAGUUGCCCAUUACUUGAACAGUUGACAGUAUCCGGCUACAUCCCAUAUGACUCGCUUGAAAUUAGUGCCCCUAAUCUCAAAAGUUUCUCGUUUACUGGUGAUUUUGGAUCUAUUUGUUUCAAAAAUACACUACUCCUUGCAGAAGUUACCGUUGCUUUGUGUCGUGUGAAUAAAAAUGUAAAACAUCAAUCCUCUAAUUUGAUCAAGAUUGGCCGUUCUCUACCUGCUGUUGAGAAGCUGUAUCUGGAGGGUUACUUUUUGGAGUUCUUGGCAUUGGGCAAUGUACCAAAGAGGCUUCCAAUCCUGUUCAACAAUCUCAAGGUUCUUCAUUUAGAUGAGAUGGAUUUCAGCAAUUUGGAUGAGAUCUUAUGUUCUCUUUGCUUGAUUACAAGUUCCCCUAACUUAGAAGAACUUAGAGUCGUGGCAUAUGCUGGAGAUAUUGCCAGGGAUGCAGUUGUAGAGUAUUUUGGAACACAAAACUUGUCGCACCACUCUUUAAAGCGACUCCAGAAGGUGAAGAUGGAAGAAAUUUCCAAUUUUGAGCCUGAACUAGAGUUUAUAAAGUUUAUAUUGGCAAGUUCACCUUCACUUGAGGAAAUGGAAGUUUUACGCAGCGAAGAUACAGUGGAUGAAGAUGAGCGCAAAAUGUGGAAAGAGCUGAUGCGAUUUCGUCGAGCUUCACCAAAAGCAGAAGUCAUUUACUUACAAUAAUAUUAUGUAUGUGAUUGUGCUGUAUUUUAAUGGCCUUCUUCUAUAGAUGGUUAGAGGCUGAAUAAUAUUUAGACUUGACUCUUGAGGGAACAAUGUUGUUUUGAACUUAUUGGGUCAGUUGUCACCUGGCUGAGACUUGAAAUAAUUGAUGUUGGCAUGAGGCCUUGACCUCAUUGUGGAAUAAGCUUUGUAGUCUCCUUGGAUUUGUGUUGA